GCUUGACGCGAUUCACACUCCACCUCCCAGAAUGCACUCGGGCGUCCACGCAGGCGCAGACGCCUUUAUUUAGUAUACAGACCAGACAGCCGGAAGCUGCCUGCUGGAAUUGAGCGAACGAAGAAUACUUGGUGCGAUGGAGCGAUGAAGUGUCCACAGCCGGAGGAGUGAAAACGGCGACGCAGCCAUGACCGAGUGCUUCCUGCCUCCCAGCAGCAGCCCUGCUGAGCAGCGCAGGGCGGAGCACCCGGGGGGCGUGGCCCGCACUCCCAGCUCCGAGGAAAUCAGCCCCACCAAGUUCCCGGGACUGUACCGCACCGGCGAGCCCUCGCCGCCGCACGACGGCCAUCACCAUGAGGUGCCCGACACGUACGUGUCCGACGAUGACAAGGAGCACAGCAAGAAGAAGAACAAGUUCAAGAAGAAGGAGAAAAGAACUGAGGGCUACGCCGCCUUCCAGGAGGACAGUUCUGCAGACGAAGCCGAGAGUCCCUCCAAGAUGAAGCGCUCCAAGGGGAUCCACGUGUUCAAGAAGCCCAGCUUCUCCAAGAAGAAGGAGAAAGACUUCAAGGUGAAGGACAAGAGCUUCAAGGAGGACAAAGCCAAAGACAAGAAGUCAAAGGACAUGACGGCUGCUGAUGUGGUCAAACAAUGGAAGGAGAAGAAGAAGAAGAAGAAGCCGACAACGGAGGCAGAGCCGGUCCCUGUGGAGGCCCCUGCCUUCAGGCCCAUCUUUGGAGCCCCUCUCGUGGAAGCAGUGAAGAGGACGGCCCUGUACGAUGGGAUCCAGCUGCCCGCCAUCUUCAGAGAGUGUGUGGACUACAUCGAGAGCUACGGCAUGAAGUGCGAGGGGAUCUACCGAGUCUCAGGUAUGAAGUCCAAAGUGGAUGAACUCAAAGCGGCCUAUGACCGCGAGGAGUGUCCCUGCCUGGAGGAGUACGACCCGCACACGGUGGCCAGCCUGCUGAAGCAGUACUUGCGUGAGCUGCCCGAGAACCUGCUGGGCCGGGACUUAGCACAGCGCUUUGAAGACGCCUGCGGCCGGCAGCUGGAGGCGGAGAAGGUGACUGAGUUCCAGAGGCUCCUCGCCGAAGUCUCCGCCGAGAGCCGGCUUCUUCUGAGCUGGCUGAUCACACACAUGGACCAUGUGAUCAGCAGGGAGACUGACACCAAGAUGAACAUCCAGAACAUCUCCAUCGUCCUCAACCCGACCAUACAGAUUGGGAACCGCGUCCUCUACAUGUUCUUCACCCACGUGAAGGAGCUGUUUGGCGACGUGGUGCUGAAGCCGGUGGUGCGACCGCUUCGCUGGUCCAACAUGGCCACCAUGCCGCAGCUGCCCGAGACUCAGGACAACAUCAAGGAGGAGAUCAGGCGACAGGAGUUCCUGCUCAACUGUCUACACCAGGACCUUCAGGCUGGGGUGAAGGACCUGUCCAAAGAGGAGCGGCUCUGGGAGGUCCAGAGGAUCCUGACCGCCCUCAAGAGAAAGCUGCGGGAGGCCAAGCGUCAGGAGUGCGAAACUAAGAUCGCCCAGGAAAUAGCUAGCCUGUCGAAGGAAGACGUUUCCAAAGAGGAGAUGACGGAGAACGAAGAGGAGGUGAUCAACCUGCUCUUGGCUCAGGAGAACGAGAUCCUGACGGAACAGGAGGAGCUGAUCUCGCUGGAGCAGGUUCUGCGGCGACAGAUCGCAACAGAGAAGGAGGAGAUCGACCGGCUGAGAGGGGAAAUCGCAGACAUACAGAGUCGACAGCAAGGUCGGAGCGAGACGGAAGAAUAUUCCUCGGACAGUGAGAGUGAGAGCGAGGAUGAGGAGGAGCUGCAGAUAAUCUUGGAGGAUCUACAGAAGCAGAACGAGGAACUGGAGAACAAAAACACCCACCUGAACCAAGCCAUCCACGAGGAGCAGGAGGCCAUCUUGGAGCUGCGCGUGCAGCUGCGUCUCCUGCAGAGCCACAAGCUGCAGCAGGAGCUGACCGUCCCACCGUCGGCGGAGCAAGCUCCACCCCUCCAGUCCAGCCCAGAGGCCCGCAGCGAAGAGCAGACCAAGCGCUCCGUCACCACUGCAGCUGGGAACGCAGACACCUCCGCCUCAGCUAACGGGAAAGCCGCUAAAGAUCCUUCCAAGCCGUCGCCCAGCAAAGACCGGAGGGACGUGUGAGCUCACCACCCGGUGGGAGAAGGAGCCCGAGCCAGAGGGACCACGCCUGCGGAGCCGGUAUGAAGGAAGCGAUGAAGGGAACCAGAGGAACUUUAUUUUUAUUCACAGGUCAAAACAACAACUUUUCCCGCUGUCCUGCUCACGGAUGGUGUUGUAGGAAGGAGACCACUGUGCCAUAACUGAAGACGAGUUCGCCCCAAAGAACCACUAACGCAGAAGCUCUUGAAUCUUAAUCUUUAAUAUUAAAUAUAUUUAAGUAGACGAUUGACGACAAGCGUUGAUUGGCGCUCCUCAGUAAUAUAUGAAUAGAUGUGAACUUUAUCCUCCGUGCUUUUUCUUCACACAUUUAAAACCCAAAUUCCUGGUUUUAUUUCACAAUUGGCCGGAACACGCUCCGAUAAAACAUUACGACCACCUGCCUGGCACAGUGUAGGUCCAGCCGUUGCACCGGCUGCGGCGCUUUUGUGGGAUGCCAGGAAGUGAACCCCCGGUCUCUGCUGGGGCUGGUGACCUGCUCGAGUGCAAGUCCUCACUCGUGCCAUAGUUUCAAGCGACACUCUAGAAUGUGUGUUUUAUGUGUUCCAAGAAGAGGAGAUGCCCUGCAGAAUCUUAUUUAACUGAUGGAUCCAAUGAAGGAAUGGAACCACCGUGUUCCUUCCACCCCUAACCUGUGAUGACCACUGCAGACCGGGGGCCGAGGACCACCUCCCCUCCCCUCCCCUCCCCUCCCCUCCCCUACACUGUGUCAGCCUCGUGGUCGUACUCUCGUAGCUGAUUCACUCAACGUUGGUCCAGCUCUUGCACGAUCCGUGCUCACAUCUCAAACAUUGACUUGUGUAUUUUCUCAUGUAUUUGUGAGUCAGUCAUUUCAUAUCACGGCCGACGAUCACCGUCGAAACUAUUUUCUGUCGUGAGAUGUACUGUAUUUUCAGCUCACGCUCUGUCUGCUCUUUUUUUAUGAUUCGAGUAUAUCAAGUGUUUGCCUGUACGAGUCCGCGUAGACCCGGACUUGUGAUCGUGUUGAUCAUCCUGUGACUGAAGCUUCGCAUAAACUUAUUUUCAUAUUGUGCUGAGCUUCCUGUUGCAGACGGAAUAAUGCUGUGAAGAAUAAAGUGUCAAACCGUUAGCUUUUGGUGACGCUUU
Messenger RNA from Synchiropus splendidus (mandarinfish), 3304 nucleotides. RefSeq names its product ralA binding protein 1 (gene ralbp1). The record is from RefSeq and is a predicted model, not a curated record. Bases 188 to 2161 code for a protein of 657 amino acids. NCBI's taxonomy places the organism in Eukaryota, Metazoa, Chordata, Actinopteri, Syngnathiformes, Callionymidae. Gene Ontology annotation, biological process: positive regulation of GTPase activity; endocytosis; small GTPase-mediated signal transduction. The transcript is spliced from 10 exons. Gene Ontology annotation, molecular function: GTPase activator activity; small GTPase binding. Gene Ontology annotation, cellular component: membrane.